AUGCCGCGAACGAGAUCGGCAACGGGCGCCGUUACGGAAUCGGAGAAGACAGACACCUCUAAGGCCUCAUCAUCCAAGAUCCAGCUACCUCCCCGCACAGAGUCGCCGCCGAAACUCUUUGUCUUGCCGACCAAAGCCACCAAGGAUGCCGCUGUCAUCACACUCCCGCACCCGCGCCACGCGAAACCGUCGCGUUACCUUGUCUGCCCCGAGACCGGCUUCUAUGAGUUUACGAGGAUAGCCAGUCCGAAGAAUACACCGCGAAGUUGGCUGAUUGCGUCUGAAAGAGCCGACGCGACGACGACCGCCGGUGGCAGGCCGACCUCCUCUAUCGACGGCCAGGCCGUCUCAUGCGCGGACCUCUUCAUCGCGACCCCCAUGGACCCCAUGUUCCUUCUGCUGCCGUCUCUGGCCGAGUCGGUUGUCGGCAAGAACGUGGAGGGCCAGAAGCGCCUGUUCUUGUCUAGCGAAGACUACUUUGACAACCUGCCCAGCGAAUCAUCUCACCUGGGGGAAAUACUCAGGUGGAACAAGACAAGGGCAUUGCUCGAGUCCAGGAUGGCGGCCGUUUGCGACACCGUCGAGGCAGGCGACGAGCUGAUGUAUCGCCUCAGCAGGGACAAGAUCCUAGCAACCUGCCUGGAGAAGGCCAGGUGCCUGGUGGAGGGAGAUGCUCUCCCCCCCAGCCUGGAGAAGCAGUUUGUCACGAGGGUCCUGCAGGCCCCAGUGAUUAAUCAGAAGAGCGCCUCAAACCAAACCCGAAACGUGACGGAGGCUGCCGAGUCGGAUGAGCCCACAACUCAGCAGGAGCCCAAGACCAGCGGGGACUCUUCAACAGCCGCUGCCGACGGUGAGAGCGGAGAGGUGGAGCAGGCUAUCAAACCUACCGACGAGAUUGUCAAGUUGCAGAAGCUCAAGGUGGCAUUGGACCUGAUCUGCCAGAGGCUCGUGUCCCCAGAGCUUACGGCAUGGUUGAACGAGGGCCUGCGCGACCCCGGCGCCGGUGGCGUCAGCUUUGCGCCGCUCGACCAAUACUUGGCCAAGCUGGAAGAGCUGCGAGCGGAGGCAGUGGCCUCACGGUCCAUUGGCGACUACUCGUCCAAGCGCCUGCGCGACGAGGAGGAGGAGGAAGUCAGGGAGCUGAAGAAGAAGAAGGCGGACGAAGAGAAGAGGCGCAAGGCAAACGAGAGUCGCGGUGUGAGGGAUUUGAAAAAGGUCAAUGUGUCGGGCAUGAAGAAGCUGAGCCACUUCUUCCAAAAAAAGUAG
Molecule: messenger RNA, 1266 nt
Organism: Geosmithia morbida
Lineage: Eukaryota; Fungi; Ascomycota; Sordariomycetes; Hypocreales; Bionectriaceae
Product: Ydr279p protein family (RNase H2 complex component)
Exons: 1
Coding region: 1-1266 (421 amino acids)
Biological process (GO): RNA catabolic process; ribonucleotide metabolic process
Cellular component (GO): ribonuclease H2 complex; nucleoplasm
Source: RefSeq, a predicted model, not a curated record